AUGGACACCAAUGAAGAAGAAGACCAUCCAUACAUUAACGAAGAAACUGAGGUCGGACAUGGCGUGGUUCAAGUAAAGCGAGCACCAGUACAGCGAAUUGUUCCGCCCUUGAAUUUUUGUCCUGUGGAAAGAUAUCUGUACCGUUCAGGACAGCCUUCGCCGGUAAAUUUUCCCUUUUUGCUCGACUUGCAGCUGAAAACCAUCAUCUGGCUUGCCAAUGAGGAACCACAGGACACUUUGUUGGAAUUCUGCGAUGCACAUUCCGUGCAACUGCAGUUUGCUACAAUAAAUCCAGAGGGUGGUGAAGAUGAUAAUCCAUGGGAUGGCCUAACGGAACACAGCAUUGUAGCAGCACUAGAAACUAUAGUAAAAGCUCAAAACUACCCUCUGCUGGUCUGUUGCGGGAUGGGACGUCACAGAACAGGAACGGUAAUCGGAUGUUUGCGUCGAAUAAUGAACUGGAAUCUAGCUUCUGUGUCUGAAGAGUAUCGAAGAUUCACGGGCAGCAGAGGUGGGCGAAUUCUAGUGGAAUUGUUGAUCGAAGCAUUUGACACUGAUUUGGUCAAGAUAGAUCGUGCACAGGCUCCACAAUGGCUGAAUACAUGA
Messenger RNA from Lachancea lanzarotensis, 606 nucleotides. It is a transcript of the gene OCA1, whose product is annotated as LALA0S09e05116g1_1. Gene Ontology annotation, molecular function: phosphatase activity. The record is from RefSeq and is a predicted model, not a curated record. The transcript has a single exon. Gene Ontology annotation, biological process: protein dephosphorylation. Bases 1 to 606 code for a protein of 201 amino acids. Lineage: Eukaryota; Fungi; Ascomycota; Saccharomycetes; Saccharomycetales; Saccharomycetaceae.